Molecule: messenger RNA, 845 nt
Organism: Abrus precatorius (Indian licorice)
Lineage: Eukaryota; Viridiplantae; Streptophyta; Magnoliopsida; Fabales; Fabaceae
Product: CASP-like protein 5B3
Exons: 3
Coding region: 252-710 (152 amino acids)
Cellular component (GO): plasma membrane
Source: RefSeq, a predicted model, not a curated record
UCCUUUUACUCUAUUUUGUUGUGUUGUGUUCCCCCAGAUUCAAAUUUCGCCUUGGAAUCUCUGAUUUGUCUCCUUUUUCAUUGUGUCUUAUCUCCUUCUUCUUUGUUUGUUUGUGUGGUGUGAAGGGGGUGUCAAAGGUCUCUCCUUUGGGUUCUUUCAUGAUUUGUUCUGUGCAUUGGGCUGAAUCUGAAGAUGGGUUUUCUCUGUUAGCCAUUAAGGUUCUGAUUAUUGGUUUUUUUUGGUGGUGAAAGAUGAAGGAUUUCUGUGGCACACCUGGCACUUUUCUUGGGUUGGUUCUUAGGAUGACACAGUUCAUUUUUGCUGCUGUAUCAAUUGCUUCCAUGGCUACCACAACCAGUUUCUUUAAUUUGACUGCUUUUUGCUACUUGAUAGCUUCAAUGGGUUUACAAAUCAUUUGGAGUUCUGCGCUUGCUUUAUUAGAUGCAUAUGCUUUGGUGAGAAAGAAGGUCCUCCUCAACCCUGUACUAAUUAGCCUCUUUGUAGUUGGAGAUUGGGUAACAGCAACACUAUCUCUAGCAGCAGCUUCUGCCUCAGCUGGCAUUACGGUUUUGUACUUCAAUGACAUGGGACACUGCCACUUUGGAGAGGAGUGCCAAAAGUACCAGAUUUCUGUUGCAUUUGCCUUCAUGAGUUGGAUUUCAAUUUCAAUAUCAUCUCUAAUUAUGCUUUGGCUAUUAGCUGCAGGGUAACAGAUUUUGUAUUCAAUCCAAAUUUCUCAUCCAAUCAAAGUUCAUCUUAUUGACAAUUUUCUUUUCAAAGUGUUAAUAAUAGGAAAGGAAGUAGAGUAGAUCUUUACUCUGAAAUUUAAUUGGGAUCAGAUUGUA